AGAAGAGCAAGCGGCUUCGUCGAGGAAGGCGGGAAGAGGCGACGACGAGGCGGCACAAGCAAUACCGAUAAAAAGAUCAACACUAGAUCUGAUGUUAGCGGACAUUAACGGUAACUUGGCGGAUCUGAGAAGCGAAGCGAUGGCGUCGCAGAGGUUUUGUCUGCGUUGGAAUAAUCAUCAAAGUAAUCUACUCUCCGUUUUCGACCAACUACUCCAUGACGAGUCGUUCGUCGACGUUACACUGGCCGUCGAGGGCCAGCUACUCAGGGCACAUAAGAUGGUGCUGUCGGCGUGUAGCCCUUACUUUCAGGCCCUUUUCGUUGGCCACCCCGACAAGCAUCCGAUAGUCAUACUGAAAGAUGUCCCUUACGUGGACAUGCGAAGCCUUUUGGACUUCAUGUAUCGCGGGGAGGUGAGCGUGGACCAGGACAGGCUGACCGCCUUCCUGAGAGUGGCCGAGUCUCUCAGGAUAAAGGGCCUGACCGAGGUGAACGAGGACAAGUGUGACUUGCCGAGCAUCACCUCCUCGCUGCUUGGGAAUCAGAGCACGGUGCCCCCGCCGCCACCGAAUCUACACAGAAUAAACCAAAUCGGGCCCCACCACCACGUGUCCCAGAAGAGGAUGCACCACAUGUCGAGCCACCCGCUGCUCGGCUCGGCCCUGUCCGCGCCCAAGAGGAAGCGGGGAAGGCCGAGGAAGCUGAGCGGCUCGUCCGACACGCCGAUAAGCGAGCUCUCGGCCCAGGAGCUGCAGUCCUGCUCGGGGGCGGACCUCGUCCAGGGCUCGCCCGAGAUGAUGGAGAUGAAGAUGAGUAUCGACUUUCAGGCAGAGGGGGCCGGCAACGCGGCCAGGAAUUCCGGGAACGCGGGCGGCAACAACAACAGCAGCAACAACAACGUGGGAGGAAAUAAUAGCUCGGCAUCGGGGACGGGGGCCGGCAACCUCCCUGCCUCCUCCUCCUCCUCCUCAUCCCUGUCCUCCGCGAGAAAGGACGAGCCGACGGAAAAUGGUACUGACACGCCCGAGUCGCUGACACCCCGCGUGAAACGGGAACCCGAGCCGACGCCCAGCACCUCUGCCCAAGCCUCCGAUGAGACGUUCGCGCGGCCGCACAGUAGACAAGGGAGCGAAGGUUUCAAGCAAGACCAGCUGCCCUGUCUACCGAGCGACAUCACGUUCGAGAUCUGCACGUCGUCCUCCUCGUCGUCACCGCCGCCUCCGCCCCCGCCGCCGCCCCCGUCCGCGCCUUCGACGACGACGGCGACGAAGAGCGGCGAGGAAACGGCGUCGUUCACCGAGGGGAACACGGACGCUACGUACAUCAAGUCGGAGAGAGUGGUGAGCGGUAUGCACUUCCUCACCGACCGGGAGGAGGAAAGGGGCGAUCUAUUGCUGCCCAAGUCGGAGUCAGGGGAGGCCGAACCGGAGGUCAGGAAACAGCUGCUGGAAUACCUCAUUCAAAACGACGGUUCCGUAGUCUGCAAGUGGUGCGGCGAGGUGCUACCGUCUCGAACCCGUUGGUACAGGCACAAGUACAAACUCCACGUCUCCACCCAGGUCACCCAGCCGGCGCCACUGUUCAAGUGCCACAGCUGUAACGCUUACUUCAAGUCCCGUAAAGGUUACAUCGGCCAUCUAAGCUCUCGCCAUUCCGACAACGAAAACGACGAGAACAGGGAAGAGCCGGCCAACAAGAAGGCUCGGAAGACCUCUGACAUCGGGAAGGGGCCAGACUGGGAACAGCAAAGGGAGAAGGAGGAGAAGUUGGUGGCGGACAUAAUCGAUCGGGUGAAAAGGGAGUGCGAGGCUCAGGGUGAAACGGUGACGAGACGAGGCUACUCCAGGCGAUCCACCGUGAUGAACAGCUAAGGAAUGGAUAAAGUGACGUAUAAAUGGGAAAUCUUGUGCCAUAUCAUCGUCGUACGAUGUCCUCCUCGUGACAGCACGGGUCGAAGAACCUACCCCCUGCCGACGCUCGUCCCACACACACACACACACACACACAUACACAGUAUACAUACACACACACGCGCGCGCGUAACCCCUUCCCGCGUAUUUUAGCCGGAUACGAGAAUAAUACCUAUACCACCGUUGAUCAAAGCGAAUAAGAUAUACUUUUAGGGAUACAAAUGUUUAAAGAUCAAAUUAGGAUUAGUUUGGACACGUGUUUAACGGCGUUCUAUGCUCAAUUGUUAUCGUCAAAAUGAUAUCGAUCUUGUCUGCGACGAUUCGCUCGUGAUCGCACGUCGAUUCGCAACGAGGGAUCAUUGAAGUAAUACUCUUACGAAUCCGAUAAAAAAAUUGAUAAAUUAUUCGAAAUUGGGAUGUAUAAAAUUAAUAAGCAAUGGAAUAUUUUUCGAGAACGUUACUCACAGUCAGUUAUCCCUCGUUAUUUGUCGAUAAGUUUCCAAGUUGUCGACGUUCGUCACGAGGUCAUCGUACGAUCGAUUCAACUUUUUUUUUUGCUGCUAUAUAUAGAGAUGGGCCGUUUAACGUGAUUAUUUUCGUUAUUACUCGACAACAAUUUUUUUUCUUUCCCCUCCCCUCCCGUCGAAAAUUACACGACGAAAACAAUUACACGACGUGGUAACGUUACAUGGUCCAUCCUAUAUAUCGUGCGGCGCAAGAUGGCGAAUAUCUCGACGUAUUAAAGAGGCCGAGCGUCGGUAGGAUGACGAUGGAUGGUUUUCGAUCGCCGAAACGAGGAUUACAAACGUGUCUAGUCAUAAUGCACGCGCGGCCGCGUAUAUUUUUUUCGUAUAUCUCAAACGACCGCGCGUUGGUACAUUACGAUACAACAAAAAAAAAAAAGAAAAAAAAGAAAAAAAAAAAAAAAGAAAAAAUGUAUUUGCCAGUUCGUACGCGUGAUUCGAAUCUAUGAACACGGGGGCCUGGUAAUCGCGUCCAUGGCUGCAGCUCGAGAGAAAAAUGAACGUAAGUAACGUAUACACGUUUCUCUCCUCGUUAAAAUUCUCGAUCGUUGGUCGAUAUCGUUCCUUUUGAUCUCGAUAAGUUUCGCGGAUCUUCUAAUCGCAGCGAUACGCGAACGAAAACGCGAAAGUAUGUAGCCGAUAUGUAGCGAGGAAAAAGCGGUAUUUUGCGUCUCUGGUCGCCGCGAUGGCGUAGCUGUCGCUUCGUUUCACCGUGGCUCGGUAAUGUCGGUAACUUUAAUACCCACGCGUGUUCGAAAUAUUUUCUUUCCGUUGAAAUUCCGGAUUUUAUUUGGACACAAUUUAUUUCGCGAGAUAAUUCUUAAUCCUGUUAAUCGUUGCAAAUGAUAUUAUAUUUUAACGAUAUUCAUCCUUAUAAUAAUCAUCAGUGUAUCGUAUAUUUGAACGACAAAAAUAUGAUUUCUCAAAGUAAAAAGGAAAAAAUAAAUCGACGUUACUGAUCCAAGGUCGAAACGAUCGUACUUUAUUAUUAACGCGAGAUGAAUUGCGAUAAUCGAGCCUGAGAAGCUCAAUUGACGGGAAUCCAGUGCCAAAUAUAUAUCUUCCCAGGCGUACGAUAUCUCGUUGCGUAUAAAAAAAAAAAAAAAAAAAUGCGAAUGUUCACUACGAUACGCGAUGAGAGCGAUCGUUUGCUCAAAAGUGCAACCGUACUACUAAUUUCCUUCGAUUCUGUUCCAUUACUUUCAUUUUUGUUACAUUCGACGUGUGCAGGUGUUGCGUGUUAUAUCGGGAUCCGCGUGAGCCAAAUAUCCUCCAUUUUGGAAACAAAUCGUACAGUGGAUGGGACGCGCGUGAACGUCACGCGUGAAAUUCAUAGAAAUUAUAUCGGUAUACGGGUAUUGAUACGUGUAAGUCGCGUGAAUGACGUUCACGAAGAUUUCCAUUCGAGAAGAAUAAAGUUGAAUAUAAAUUUCAAAGGAGAAAGAAAAAAAAAAAAAAAAAAAACUUCAGCCGAGUUUUA
This is a messenger RNA of Apis mellifera (honey bee), 3913 nucleotides long. RefSeq names its product protein tramtrack, beta isoform (gene ttk). Bases 92 to 1870 code for a protein of 592 amino acids. Gene Ontology annotation, cellular component: nucleus. Gene Ontology annotation, biological process: regulation of transcription by RNA polymerase II. Lineage: Eukaryota; Metazoa; Arthropoda; Insecta; Hymenoptera; Apidae. Gene Ontology annotation, molecular function: protein binding. The record is from RefSeq and is a predicted model, not a curated record. The transcript has 6 exons.